AUGAAAAGCAAGCAAAUCGUCUCUACCCAAGAGUUGUUGCCGAAUUCAACAUCACCCCAACCAGAACUUGUACUUCACAAUGCAACAACCCAACCACGAAACACAACAACCUCAAACGGAAGCUCCAAACGUGGACCUCGUGUUCGAUUCUUGCCAUCCUCUCGUAUCUCGAGUCAUGAAGUCUCACGUUCCAUCGUUUCAAAUAGUGCGAGUAUCUUCAGAACAACGGAUUAUGAUCCUCCAUUCUCUUCGCCUUUGGAGCCUUCCGAAAGUGGUUUGUUUCCUGUUCCUUUCAUGACUGGUAAUAGCUUUUCAAUGGGAUCAUUGGACAAGAUGCUCUACAUCUUUCAAGGACAAUUAGAGCCUUGUCGUUAUCAAAUUAAUUUCAAAAGAGUAUUACAAUCCUCCUUCUCGCUGAGUGAACCCGUUUCCAUUCAUGUAGAGGCUAUGGAUAUGUCGUUUGAUUUGAAAGCAGAAAUUCAGAAAGAAGAGAAUCAUUGGUCGACCGAGUUUAAUCUAUUCCGAAAUGACAAUGAGAAAAUUCAAAGGAUGGAUUUGAUCAUGGUCAAAAUUUGGGUUUCUAGAUCCGUAUUACAUCAUUCAGAACUAUCCUUUGAUUUGCUUUUAUUCAAAAAGAAAGAAAUUAUUCAGUCCAUUAAAUUGGACAUGUCCAAUCCAACAAGCAAAUCAUUGAAAAUUCCAAAUGUUGGUGCUGGAAUUUAUGAAGUGUUCAUUCGUAGUCAAAAAUCUGAAUCAAAUGCAUCGACACAAAACACUAAGUUGAAUCGAAGUUGUGCCCAGCUUAAUGUCAAAAUCACUGCCUAUGAGCACAAUGAGAUAAAAACCUUACAUUCAUUUGUGAAGACACCUGUGACGAGUGACACCUUGGAGUUCAAUUGGAGAGAUGAAGAUCUUGUUGCUCCUUCAACAGCUCCUACUUGUAUUCACAGAGAAGUUGCAAAAGGAGUGGCUUUCAAGAAUGAAGACUGGUUAUCUAGACGCUUUGUGGUGUAUAGGAGAGCCAAUAACUUGGUAAGCUCACACAUUUCCAUGACUCUCAUGCCAUCCAAGCAAGCAACCAAUUUAGGAGCAUAUCAAGUCAUUGUGUAUCGUGUUAGUAGUGAUACUCCCGUCAUGGAAAUUUCACAACAUGAACUCUCUCGAUUAUGUAGCCAUUUACUCACAAGAAUUUUCUAUGCAUUUCACAUAAAAAAGAAUGCGAAAGAAUUGAAGACCAUCGUUCAUUUGUGUGAAAAGUAUGGACAUGCCAUUGAAAUGUCUUCUCCACUGAGAAAAGUUCAAGCGAUUGCCAACAGCAAACUUUCUCAAAUGAACGAUGAACAAGUCAGAAAGCGAGAGGCCGAGGAGCAAAAGAGUAAGGAAAUUAGUCCAUUGGAACAAGCCACUCUUCAAAUUCUUCAAACCUUGGGCAUGAUUUUCAAAAACAAGCAACCCAUCGUCGAUCUUGAGGAGUUGUUUUCACAACAACAACCAAUUAUGGAAGAGCCUUAUCAAAAAAUUAUCAGAGAUGAAUGUGACAAUGAAGCAAAACAAUGUGGUCCAAUGUCGUAUCUGUUAAAAACUCUCUAUGAAACCAUUCAAAUGGUGAGAGAAGAACUCAAGAAUGAACAACCAACCAAUUCCUUGACUCAGUCACGAAAAGAACUUUUAACAAAGCAAGCAAUUUGGAGAAAAAUUGCAGGAACUUUUUCAAACACGGAUGAAAAAUUACUUUGGCAAGUUCAAAUGGGUCCAGAAGAUGAAGAUUACUUUUUGUUAGAUACUACUGACACGGAGAUUAGUGAAUUCACAGAUGAAAUUAGUGAUAUUGAUGAAGACGAAGACGGCGACAUUGACAUGUAUGAUGACCAACAUUGUGACCUCGCAGCAACCUCCAAUGAGAGCAAACCCAAACUCAUGAAGGAACCAUCCAAAACUCUAUCACGACCUCCCUCAUCGAAAAGUUAUUUGAGUUUUGCAAACCUAAUGGCCUUUGCUGUUUUUACCAAGGACCAAAUGGUUUGUAAACCUGGAGAACAGGAAGUUUUCAGCAAAUUAUCACCUGAACAUUUCCAAGCCAUUUAUAAUACUGCUCGAUUGGUCAUUCUUCAUGGUUUGAAACAUAUUCAAAAGCGUACCAUUUUGAGAAAUAACCUCGAAAUUUCAUUUUCAAGAAAGUUGGCCGAAACUAUUUCAUAUAUUUUGAAUUCUUCUCUAGCAGAGAAGUACAUUCAUCGAGAUGAAUUUUCGAAAGCGAGAAGAAUGUUAUAUGCUCUGCAAGAUGGCCAUGAAGAAAAAUACAAUUCCUUAAUGAAUGAUAACAUGCUAACAAGCACUCAAUCUGAAAGUGACCAAAUGCACAACUGCAAUGAAACUCAAUCGGAAUCCAUCAUCAGUACCACCGUAUCAACCACGCAGUCACAGCCAACUCAAUCUGAAAUUCCAUCCAUUACCAUUUGGUCUGAAGAUCAAGACGAUCACUCGCUACAAGAAGUUACCGUUUACUCAGCUCCGUAUCAAUUUUUUGGCAUGACGAAGGUUUCUGUUCCAGAGAUGAGCAACCCGUCAGAAUUUGUGAACAUCUUUGUCAACCAAGUAGAAGCACUCGAUUCCUAUAUUAAUUCACUCUCUGAUAAUACUACAGAAAUGUGCGACGAAAACAAUCAUAGAAGUAUGGUUUCUGCCUAUAUUCGAAAGUGUAUUCUUCCAAGCUUUAGAGCUCUCUUUCUCGGACCAGAGGAAAAUCCAGAUGACAUUUUCAUCAGUGACACCUUUAAUGUAUUUCAUUAUUUUAUUCAUAUUGUAAGAAGAGCAUCUGUUCCACACAAUGAAACCAUUUCUGUAAUGAUCCAAACCGUCCUUCAGGUUCAACAAGAUAUCAGAAUGGAAGAUUUGUGGCUAGAUGACAAUGAACAUUUAAUGACAACAAGAUUCAAUGCUUUUUGGUGUCACGUCAUCAAUGCCAAAAAGUGUGUCGACGUUUUUGAUGAAAUUUGUAAUCGCAACUAUUAUUCAACCUAUUUCAAGAAUACUCCAAAAUUCAUUCAUGAACAAGUGAAACAAGCAUUACGCAAAUUAUGCUCUCUUCCUCUUCAGUUAAAGAUUGAUCGAUUCCAAAAUGAAUAUAAUCCAUUCAUCAUUGUAGAGGAAGAUGAUUCUGUGACCGUUUCCAAUGAAUGA
Naegleria lovaniensis is the source of this 3180-nucleotide messenger RNA. RefSeq lists its product as uncharacterized. The record is from RefSeq and is a predicted model, not a curated record. The transcript is spliced from 3 exons. Lineage: Eukaryota; Heterolobosea; Eutetramitea; Acrasida; Naegleriidae. The coding region runs from base 1 to 3180 and encodes 1059 amino acids.